Cooperia oncophora is the source of this 1086-nucleotide messenger RNA. The record is from the annotation of a GenBank genome assembly. NCBI's taxonomy places the organism in Eukaryota, Metazoa, Nematoda, Chromadorea, Rhabditida, Trichostrongylidae.
CUGUUUACCAGCUAUUCGACCAUAUUGCCAAUUGUAUCGCGAUGUUCUGCGAGGAACAAUUUGGCAAAGGUGUCCGAAAGAAGCUUCCGCUUGGAUUCACAUUCUCCUUCCCUUGCAAGCAAGAAGGGACUAACAAAAGCCAAACUUAUCCACUGGACCAAGGGAUUCAGCGCCAGCGGUUGCGAAGGUCACGAUGUUGUGCAACUGCUGCGAAAAGCAUGCAAAAAACGUGGAGAUGUCGACAUCGAUGUUGUUGCAUUGCUGAACGACACUGUAGGAACACUCAUGGCAUGUGCAUUCAAAGAAAACAGCUGCCAGAUUGGUGUCAUCGUUGGAACUGGUACAAACGCCUGCUACAUGGAGAGACUGGAAAAUGUCCCCAAGAUGAAAGGCGAAUGGGAGAAUGAUGGCUUCCCUCCUGAAAUCAUUAUCAAUAUGGAAUGGGGAGCGUUCGGUGAUGAUGGAAGUAUAAACUUUGUUGUCACAGAAUACGACAAAUAUGUUGAUUCAACUAGUUUGAAUCCAAGAAAGCAAUUGUUUGAAAAAAUGAUCUCCGGCAUGUAUAUGGGCGAACUGGCACGUGUGGUUAUGGAGAAAAUGGCCAGAGCUGGUGUGAUGUUCAAAGGGGACAGCAGCGCAAUUAGCAAAAGGGAUUGCUUCACCACUAAGCAUGUCUCCGAAGUUGAAAAUGAACUGGAGGAAGGUGGUAAGGGAAAAGGAUUCCCGCGAACUCGUGAAAUACUCAGGGAAAUUGGUGUGAGAAACAUUAGUGACGAAGACUGUCUUCAUGUCGCAUACAUUUGUACUGCAGUCAGCACAAGGGCUGCCUAUCUAACGGCAGCAGCUAUCGCUCAAGUGCUCAAUCACAUCAAGCGUGAUUUCACCGUCACCGUUGGUGUUGACGGAUCUGUGUAUCGUUUCCAUCCUUGUUUCAAGCGAUUACUUGAGCAAAAAAUUAACGCGUUGAUAGAUAGCGGUGUUAAGUAUCAACUGAUGCUGUCGAAAGACGGUAGUGGCAUCGGCGCAGCUGUGGUUGCAGCCGUCGCUACUCGUAUCAAGCGUGAAAGGUCAGAGAAGACUGAUUAA